Epithele typhae is the source of this 162-nucleotide messenger RNA. RefSeq lists its product as uncharacterized. The annotation marks the transcript as partial. The record is from RefSeq and is a predicted model, not a curated record. The transcript has a single exon. Gene Ontology annotation, molecular function: heme binding; monooxygenase activity; oxidoreductase activity, acting on paired donors, with incorporation or reduction of molecular oxygen. Lineage: Eukaryota; Fungi; Basidiomycota; Agaricomycetes; Polyporales; Epitheliaceae.
ACCGUGACGACGCUCUCGAACGCGCUGCUCGCGCUCGUGAUUCACCCCGAGGCUUUCGCGCGCGCGCAGGUGGAGAUGGACUGUUUCGUAGGGUGCGCACGCGUCCCCGACCGCGGGGGCCUGCCGUACCUCGGCGGCGUCCUCGCCGAGGUGCUCCGGUGA